Messenger RNA from Vanrija pseudolonga, 2618 nucleotides. RefSeq names its product Serrate RNA effector molecule (gene Ars2). The record is from RefSeq and is a predicted model, not a curated record. The coding region runs from base 204 to 2618 and encodes 804 amino acids. NCBI's taxonomy places the organism in Eukaryota, Fungi, Basidiomycota, Tremellomycetes, Trichosporonales, Trichosporonaceae. The transcript has 6 exons. Gene Ontology annotation, biological process: mRNA processing. Gene Ontology annotation, cellular component: nuclear body.
CAAGACUGCUUGCUUGCUGUUGAUUGCUACAACUGCUGCUGCUGUGCGUCACAACACUACAGCAUCGAGUACAAGCCCCAGCACCCAGUAGAGUCGCAUAACACAAACCAGGCCUUGUUCCGCUCGAUCCAUCGGCCAUACCACCUUUGGUCGUCUCGAUCUCAUCACAUCGCCAAACAACAGCCCUGCUGGCACCCGCAACCAUGUCGGGACACGCUUCACUGCCAUCAAAGCCGGUUGAUGCGCCUCCGUCUCGCUCGCCAGAGCGCGGACACGACGACUCUCGCCCCGGCUUCUCGAGAAGUGGCUUCGCACCAGUGGCUCAUCGCCACGAAGACGUGGCGACCUACUAUGAGAACGCCCCACCUCAACCCAGUCGCGGCUACGAGACCACUCCUGACCGUUGGGAUUCGAGACGCGAAGUUGAGGACCGCUGGGACGGUGACUAUGACCGUAAGCGUCGCCGGUCGCCAUCUCCGUCGUACUCGCACCAGCGCCCACGGAAGCGCUCACCGUCACCUUCGCGGCCGCACCAGUCGCACGCGUUGCCAGACCCAGCCAGCAUCGACUCGCUGUUGACAUUCCGCCAGUUCGCCGAGUGGUUCCGUGCAUCGCACCCCCAGACUGCGCGUUCGGAUGACGAGGACCUCCGCCGCAUUCGCAACGACGUCGAGAGCGGCCUCUUACCAGAGUCGGUCCUGAUUGAGAAGCAUGGAAUGGCCAAGCGCUACGAGCGAUACAGGAAGGAGUACACGUCGAGGCAGCUCUUCACAAUCUACUUGACACAUCGUGACGAAUCAUGGUUCAAGGAGCGCUACUCGCCCUCAUCAGAGUCGGGGGCACUGCGCCGCCGUGUCAACCGUCAGGGUCGAGUGCCCGCCGUGCAGCAGUACAUUGACGAGCUGCGCGAGGGCAAGUGGGACGACAUCAACUUUGACCAGUCUGACGACACAAGAAUUCCGCGCGAUGAGCCAGAGGGAUUGGACCGCGCCCUCGGCGAGGACUCGGCGUGGGACCCUUUACGCAUUGAGGUGCCGCCCCGCCCUGGACAGGUCUUUGUCAAGACCGUUCCUCCUUCCACCUCGCGUCCGGACCUGGAGGGUGUGUUUGCGGCCCACCCCGGCUUCCAGUGGCUCGCAUUGUCAGAGCCUUCUGCGAAGAAGAGCUUCCACCGCGUUGGCUGGGCGCAGUACGAGGACGGUGUGGAUGUUGAGGAGGCAGUCAAGGCCAUUGACGGUUCAAAGGUCGACAACUUUACAUUCCACAUGGGUGUCAAUGCGACCCCAAUCAUUGGACGUAUUCGUGUGACCCCACCUGUGGCCAACACCUUAUACCGCCUCGAGGCCGACGCCGCCAACGCCCGUGACUUGGCGCGCAGGCUGGAGGACGAGCUGCUCGAGGAUGCGACUCCUGCACCAGAAGCAGAAGGCGAGGCCGCUGAGAAGGACGCCGAGACCAAGGACUCGACCCCGGGUAUCCGUGAGCGUGGGAGCGACGUUGUCGCCGACGUCGUUGCCAGACUCCUCGCCCGCGACAGCUUGGAUGGCGACGAACUGGACGAGGAGCAGCAGCUCCGCAGGGCCAAGAUCACCCUUGACCAGUACCUCGCGUACCUCCGCAACGGACUCAACACGUGCUACUACUGCGUUGUCCCGACUGCAUUCCCCGAGGAGCUUCAGCGCAAGUGCGUGGGUCACGUUCGCGCUCAGCCCGAGGAGCCAUCAGCCGCGACAGAGGAGAAGACUCGGGGUGAUGAGAAUGGCCGCGGCGAGGAGGCCAAGGCCGAGGGCGAGGGCGAUCUUGAAAUGAACGACGGUGACGAGGCGACUCGGGAAGGACGCGACGAGGCGAGCCGCGAACGACGCGACUCGGUUGCCAAGGCAGAGGGCAACGGCAAGCAGCGCUACACCUACCCGUCAAAGAGCAACGACGAAAAGUGGAUCGAGAACCUCGACCUAAGGACACGCGCCCUCAUUGAGGACGACGUCGAUGUCGUCGAGUACGGCGGCCGCGACAUUGAAGACGAGACCAAGCGCCUGACCGCGCCGAGCAUCAAGCAAGAAGAGCAGGACAAGUACCGCUGCAAGGCGUGCUCCAAGCUCUUCCGCGCGCCCGAGUACGUCAUCAAGCACGUCGUUUCCAAGCACCCCGAGACCGUCAAGGACAAGCUCGACGACCUGGCCGUGUUCAACGCGUUUGUUCUCGACCCGCAGCAUAUCCACCCAUCAAGCACAACACCUGCUGCCAUUGACGACCAGCUUCCGCUGUCGUCCGGCGUCUUGCCGGCCUUCAACCCGACCAAGGCGACGCAGGCCAUGUUCAACCAAGCCGCCAACCAGCCCGGCUUCAACAUGGCCAUGCAACAGCAAAUGAUGAUGAUGAUGCACAUGCAGAUGAUGAUGCAGCAGGGAGGAGGCGCGGGUGGGGGAGCUGGACCCAGCGGCGGACCUGCUGGGCCUUCUCCCUCUGGCUCCAAGGGCCAAACCCGCGACGCCCCCCUGGGUGCUCUUCCUCCUGCUCCCCCCGGCGGCGAGGACCCUCGCGCUCGCAAGGGCCGACUCAGCUACCGGGAUCUCGACGAGGCGGCUGGUGGCGGAGACGGUGGUCUCCCGUACUAG